This is a messenger RNA of Gossypium arboreum, 1158 nucleotides long. RefSeq lists its product as uncharacterized. The transcript has 8 exons. The record is from RefSeq and is a predicted model, not a curated record. The coding region runs from base 1 to 1158 and encodes 385 amino acids. NCBI's taxonomy places the organism in Eukaryota, Viridiplantae, Streptophyta, Magnoliopsida, Malvales, Malvaceae.
AUGGUUGAAUAUUGGCUAGAAGCAACAGAGCAGAUUAUGGACGACCUAGAUUGCUCUGUGGAGCAAAAUUUGAAGGGGGCCGUGUCGUUGCUACGAGAUGAGGCAUACCAGUGGUGGAUCACUGUAAGGGAGAGUACCCCGAUCGAACGAGUAACCUGGGAACUAUUCAAGACUACUUUUAAGGGGAGUGUUCGAUUCGAGGAUGGCCUCCACGAUGAGCUUAGGGUGCUGAUAGCUCCACAGAGGGAGCGUGAUUUUGCUGCGUUGGUAGAGAAGGUUAAGAUAGCCGAGGAAGUAAAACGAACUGAACGGCAGAACUGUGAGAGGCAUCGACCUAGAUUCAAGAGGGAUUCUGGACCCUCGGGUGCUGCAUAUAGAAAUGCUUGCAAGGACUAUGGCAGAGUGCAUAUGGGGGAGUGCUGGAAACGAACUCGAGCAUUUUUCGAUAUGGGUCAAACAAACAUAAGUUUAGAGAGUGUCCUCAGAGAGCAGCUCAGGAUCAAGUUGCGGAGCAAAGAGGUGUCCAACCACUGCGAGGAGGACCACCACCACAAAGAGGCUGUGGGAAAGGUAGAGGUGGUAAUGGGUGAUGCUCCUGAUGUUAUAACCGGUACGUUCUUCAUUCAUAGCACGUCUUACACUACUUUGAUUAAUGUUGGUUCCACUCAUUCGUAUGUUGCCUAUAAUGUAUCUGGGGCAUUGGGUGUGCUUUUUGAAGAGAAUGUGAGUGGGGCAUCAGUGAUAAGUCCUUUGGGACACUCGACUAAGCAUAGGGCGAAGUUGGAUUGUGUUGUUAAGAGAAUGGUGCUAAGAACUUCCGAGGAUGAGGAGAUAAUGGCGUUUUUAGCAUUUGUGAGUCAAGCUGAACCUGAGGGGGUGACUGUGGAGUCAGUCAGGACCAUCAAAGAAUUUCAAGAUGUUUUUCCUGAGGAGCUUCCUAAACUACCUCCGAACAGAGAAGUCGAGUUCAGAAUCGACUUGUUACCUAGAACAGCUCCAAUGUCCAUUGCACCUUACCCGAUGAUUAAGAAGCAGCAGUUGGUGGAUGAAUCGUUGGUUUCACGGUUUCAGCAAGCUGAGAAGGGGGAGAAUUCAGACUUUGGAUUAAAUGGUGAUGGGGAGUUUGAAGUCAAUGGAACUCUGUUGGAGAGAGUUUGA